This is a messenger RNA of Ciona intestinalis (vase tunicate), 1573 nucleotides long. RefSeq names its product putative ferric-chelate reductase 1. Lineage: Eukaryota; Metazoa; Chordata; Ascidiacea; Phlebobranchia; Cionidae. Gene Ontology annotation, cellular component: membrane. The record is from RefSeq and is a predicted model, not a curated record.
CUGCCUCAGUUGUGCGUCACUGGCAGUGCAAAACGGGGCGAGCGGUACUACACGUCAUUCCUGUCUGUAGGCAUUGAAUGGGGUAAGUAGGCGUGUGACUAAUGCAUAAAAUCCUGGAUUGUUCCGUCGGUUGUAUAUAGUUAGCAUAAUAAUAGCCGUUGUGUUUAAAAUGCUAGUUAAUGUUUGGUAUAUAACGUAUAAUAAGCAAUAGUACGAGGCAAAAGCAAAUUUGAAUUUUUAUAUAUAGUGUUCGUUGUUGUAUUUACAAAUCGCUUUGCGGUUUCGGAUUUAGCCAGUGCUUUUACAAACAUUUCUCUACGUUGGUUUCGUGUAGAAAAAGCCUCGAUCAGUUGAUUUUAUUUUCCGGUUGAAUAACCUACUUGAGAACUAGUUUGUGAUCACAUAAAGAAUAGGCGCCAAGCCUAAAAAUCGAUUGAAGGACUUUGAACAAAAGUUGUUUGUAUUUUAUUGUUUUGACAGUUGUUUAUUUGUUGCUGUGUUGUUUAAAAGGUUUGUUAGAGCAAUAUGUUUAUAAAAAGAAAUCUGCAAACUUUUUUUUUAUUUUGAGCUAGUGUUUAGGAUAAUUUUAAAACAUGUUGCGAAAACGGAUGCCUUUGUACAAAAUGCUGUAGUUAUAACCUGCACGGGUCCGGAUCAUGAUAAAAAUGUUUAUCUAACAUAGUGUCUUUAUAUCCCCAUGUUGCAUUUAGCGCUUUUUAGAUAUUUAAAACUUUGCAAAGAAUUUCUAAACCCGAUAAAAUGCAGAACAACUUAUGGAUUGCCAUUUGUAUAAUUUGCACGUACCGAGAAGCGGUAUAUGCUUUGCCAGGCGGUGCGCCUACCGGCGCCUGUACCACUAUGAUGCCACGGCACAACAAUGGGGCUAACGGCUUUUUAGCAAGCCAGAGUUUGGCAUCGUCUCCAUACACUCUUAUGGCAAGCAAGAGAAACUACAAUUCAACUGAGGCCAUAACAGUGUGGGUUGUUGACAGUAGGGCGAGCUCCGAUCGCGGGUACAGAGGUUUGUUAUUACAAGCUAGAAAAGUGAGCUCAAGUGCGCCAGUUGGAACUUGGAUGAAUGUUCCUGCUAACACAAAGUUGAUAACAUGCUCAGUAGCCAAUGAUGCGGUCACUCACAGUAAUACGAUGGUUAAAAAUGAGAGCUCUGUUUACACCUGGAAAGCAGGAGGAAACCAUGGAAAUAUUGAGUUUGUAAUCACAACUGCCCAGUCAAGAUCAACAUUCUGGGUUCAACAGAAAUCCGGAAUGUUAAUGCACAGCUCUGCUAGCGUCAGCACUUCAACUACUUUUAGCUUGCUGUUUGGAAUCUUGUGCAUGGCUAUAUUUACAAUGUAGACAAAUCUAGAGAUGUAGUUUCAAACGCUAGAGUAGAAUUUAACAGUUUUUACUUGCUGAACUCACAAAGUAGUUACUUAUAUACACUUCUUAUAACUCGCAUUUACUUGCUUAUUUACACUUCGUCCUAUAAAUAUUAAACUUUUUUAUUAACGUAGAUUUUUAUUGCUGUAUAGUGUAUAUACUUACCGCUAAAUAUUAAACAGUUUUUUAACAU